Molecule: messenger RNA, 1446 nt
Organism: Ailuropoda melanoleuca (giant panda)
Lineage: Eukaryota; Metazoa; Chordata; Mammalia; Carnivora; Ursidae
Gene: OCSTAMP
Product: osteoclast stimulatory transmembrane protein
Exons: 3
Coding region: 1-1446 (481 amino acids)
Cellular component (GO): membrane
Source: RefSeq, a predicted model, not a curated record
AUGAGGGCCCAGUGGGAGACAGCUGCACACCUCGCCAGGACCGGGUGGACGUUCUGGUGCUUGGGGCUGGGCAAAGCCCUCAUCCCCCUGCGGGCCGCCUGGCUUGCCUUCUCUCAGCCUGUCCCAACCAGCUGUGGCCAGCUGUUGACCCAGCUCCUCCUGUGUGGUUCCCUGGCCGUCGCCGCCGCAGGUCUGACGCACCACUGGCUGGUGUCCUCGCUGCUCUAUCCUCCGGGACCCUCUGCCACAGCAGCUGCUGUCUGGGGCCUCCUGGUCUUCCUGGUGCUGGGCCUGGUGCCCCCUGCCCGCUGCCUGUUUGCGCUGAGCAUCCCUACCCUGGGCACAGAGCAGGGCCGCCGCCUGCUCCUCUCCUGGAGUACUGCCACCCUGGGCGUCGCCGUGGUGCCCAACGUCUUGGCCAACAUGGGUGCCGCGGGGCGGGUGCUGAGAUGUGUCACAGAGGGCUCCCUGGAGAGUCUGCUCAACACCACUCACCAGCUGCACGCGGCGUCCAGGGCUCUGGGCCCUGCUGGUCACGCAGGGAGCCAGGGCUUGACGCUGCAGGCCCAGGGCAAUGGCUCUGCGUUCCGGCUUCACAUGCUCAAGGUCACCCAGCAGGUGCUGGAGGACUUCUCUGGCCUGGAGUCCCUCGCCCGGGCGGCUGUGCUAGGGACCCAGCAGGUGGUGGCAGGGCUCUUUAUGCUGGGCCUCCUGGUGGACUCGGGCUGGUACCUCCAUCGCUACCUGACCGACCUGCGGUUUGACAAUAUCUACGCGACCCGGCAGCUGGUGUGGCAGCUGGCGGAGGCCCGGACCACACACCUGGUGGCCUCCCCACCAGCCUGGCUGCUCUGGGCCGCCCGGCCGAGGCUGUCCCAGGGGGAGCUGCUGAGUUGCCUCCUGAGACUGGGGCUGCUCGCCUUGUUCCUGAUGGCCACAGCUGUGACGGUGGCCACAGACCACGUGGCCUUUCUGCUGGCUCAGGCGGCCGUGGACUGGGCUCAGAAGCUGCCUGCCGUGCCCAUCACGCUCACGGUCAAGUACGAUGCUACGUACACGGUCCUGGGCUUCGUCCCCUUCCUCUUCAACCAGCCGCCUCCGGAGAGCCCCUUCCUCUCGGCUCACAACUCCUUCCAGUGGGAGCUCCGCUUCAUCUCCCCGGGCUGCCCGCUGCUGCCCGCCCGGCGCCCCCACACCGCCGCCCCCCUGGCUGCCGGGGCCUUGCAGCUGGCAGCUUGCGCCACCAUCCUGCUGGAGACCUACGCCCAGCGCCUUCGACACACCAUCGCUGCUUCCUUCUUCUCCACCCAGGAGGCAAGGAGGGUCCACCACCUUCACGCCCGGCUUCAACACAGAUACGACAGGCACGGAGGCCAGAGGCUGCCCAUGGGGCCUCCUUCCUGCUCUCAAGACCCAGGUCUGCCAGCAUCCACCCAGCAUGGGUAG